This is a messenger RNA of Calypte anna (Anna's hummingbird), 2424 nucleotides long. It is a transcript of the gene SLC9A4, whose product is annotated as solute carrier family 9 member A4. The coding region runs from base 16 to 2343 and encodes 775 amino acids. Gene Ontology annotation, cellular component: membrane. Gene Ontology annotation, molecular function: sodium:proton antiporter activity. Gene Ontology annotation, biological process: sodium ion transport; proton transmembrane transport; regulation of pH. The record is from RefSeq and is a predicted model, not a curated record. Lineage: Eukaryota; Metazoa; Chordata; Aves; Apodiformes; Trochilidae. The transcript is spliced from 12 exons.
GUCACAGUACCAGAGAUGGACUCUGCUGCUCUUGCACAUGCAAAACUUUUGAACUGGUUGCUGUUGAUUCUGGUUUGCUGUUCUGCUGCUGCUUAUGUGGAUGAGCCCAACCUGAGCAAGAGUUUUCAUGAACCCGAUCACGGGGCUGCUGUUGGCUCUUCAGAAGAUACCAGGCUACCUGUUUUCACAGUGGACUAUGACCAUGUGCAAAUUCCCUAUGAAGUUACUCUUUGGAUCCUCCUUGCCUCUUUUGCAAAAAUAGGUUUCCACAUAUAUCACCGAUUACCAAGACUCAUGCCUGAAAGCUGCAUCUUGAUUGCCAUUGGAGCCCUAGUAGGAGCAGUCAUCUUUGCUUCUGACCACAAAUCUCCACCAGUGAUGACCACAAGUAUUUACUUCUUGUAUCUCCUUCCACCCAUUGUCCUGGAGGAAGGUUAUUUCAUGCCAACUCGCCCUUUUUUUGAAAACUUUGGGUCCAUCCUGUGGUGGUCUGUGCUGGGAUCUCUACUAAACUCUUUUGGGAUUGGCCUCUCUCUCUAUGGAGUCUGCCAAAUCGAAGCUUUUGGCCUGACUGACCUGAACCUGCUUCAGAACCUGCUCUUUGGCAGCAUGAUUUCAGCUGUGGAUCCUGUGGCAGCUCUGGUAGUUUUAGAAGAAGCCUCUGUUAAUGAGCAGCUUUACAUGAUGAUCUUUGGAGAGUCAUUGCUAAAUGAUGGCAUAACUGUGGUUUUAUACAACAUCUUCAUUGCCUUCACCCAGAUGCACAGGUAUGAAGAAAUUGAAUCCAUUGAUGUCUUCGCUGGCUUCGCUCGCUUCUUUGUCGUGGGGCUGGGGGGUGUGGUGUUUGGCAUCGUCUUUGGAUUUGUUUCAGCCUUCAUGACCCGUUUCACUCACAACGUUUCUGCUAUCGAACCCCUGCUGGUCUUCAUGUUCAGCUACUUGUCAUACUUGUCUGCUGAAACCCUUUACAUCUCAGGCAUUUUGGCGAUGACAGCAUGUGCAGUGACAAUGAAAAAAUACGUGGAGGAGAAUGUUUCCCAGAAUUCCUAUACCACAAUAAAAUAUUUCAUGAAGAUGUUGAGCAGUAUCAGUGAGACCCUGAUAUUCAUUUUCAUGGGAGUGUCUACAGUGGGAAAAAGCCACGAGUGGAACUGGGCCUUCAUUUCCUUCACUCUGCUCUUCUGCCUCAUUUGGCGGACACUGAGUGUAUUUGCUCUCUUCUACAUCAGUAACAAGUUCCGAACACAUCCCUUUACCUUCAAAGACCAACUCAUCAUUUCCUACAGUGGCCUUCGAGGAGCCAGCAGCUUCUCUCUUGCAUUCUUACUUCCAGUGAAUCUCUUCCCAAGAAAAAAUUUAUUCAUUACUGCUACUCUUGUAGUUAUAUAUUUCACGGUGUUCAUCCAAGGAAUCACAAUUGGACCAUUGGUUAGAUAUCUAGAUGUUAAAAAGACAAACAAAAAGGAGUCUAUCAAUGAAGAAAUCCAUGUGCGAUUGAUGGAUCACUUGAAGGCUGGUGUUGAAGACAUAUGUGGACAUUGGAGUCAUUAUCAGCUGAGAGAUAAAUUUAAGAAGUUUGACAAUAAGUAUGUGAAGAAAAUCUUAAUUCGGGAACACCAGCCCAAAUCCAGCAUUGUGUCAUUGUACAAAAAGAUGGAGAUAAAACUGGCCAUUGAGAUGGCUGAGAGUGGCAUGAAAAUUUCAGAAGCACCUGCAGCUUCUUUACAGAGUGCUAGAAAUCAGCAUGUGCACAGGCUCAGCCCCUCAGAGUUGGAGUCCAUGAGAGACGUCCUGGCCCAUAACCUAUACCAAGUGCGGCAAAGGGCACCAACAUACAGCAGACAUAACCUGACUACCAACACCAAUGAGAAACAAGCCCAAGAAAUCCUCAUUCGUCGGCAGCACAGUCUGAGGCAGAGUUGCAGAAAGGGAAACAGCUUACCAUGGGGUGGACAGGCUAGCAUCAAGGAUGUACGGUACCUCUCCCUGCCCCAGGGACCUAGUCAGCACACCAGACAAAAAGCCAAGCGUGUUACUUUUACAGAUCACUGCAGAAGCUCUGGUACUGCCUUCCCAAUGAUGUGCAGACCCCAGCCCCGACUACGGCCACUUGAAGCAAAGUACCAUCAGGAAGAACUGAUCCCAAUGGCACACUUGGAUAGACAAGCAGGCUCAUCCCAUAUGUCAGGUCAAAGAGGAAAUUUAAACCCCCAGCAUCAUUUCACCAGAGGAGACAAUGUAACUCUAAUGCCAAAGUCUCAACUCACUGUGGGAGACAUAGAGCAGGAUGAGUCAGAAGAAGAGACAGAAACUGUGGCAUCAGUAAAGUCAUUUUAUGUAUGAGAAGAAGAAAAGAGAAAUAUUUGCACCUCUAGGGACCUUUGUGCACUGCUCCAGAGGAAGUAACAAAGCUUUUGUAUAAAU